AUGGUUAAUUUAAAUAGAAUGCCCGGAUGGGAACAUGAUUCGUGGGGUUAUCAUGGGGAUGAUGGAAAAAUUUUUAAUUGUAGUUGUGGAAUAGGCAUACAGUACGGACCAAUGUUUACAACUGGCGAUAUUAUCGGAUGUUGUUUAAAUCUUAAAAAUAAUAUGAUAUUCUAUACUAAAAAUGGAGUACAACUUGGCAUUGCAUUUCAAGAUUUGAAAGAUUUUUUGUAUCCUUGUGUUGGAAUGUUUUCGCAAGACGGAUUCAUAGAAGUUAACUUUGGCCAUAAGAAGUUCAAAUAUGCAGCAAUGUUUGGUGAUGAUAUUGAUGAAUCUUUUAAGGAAAAAUGGAUUAAAGUUAUAAAUUCAUAUGAUGAUGAAUUAAUAAAUCAAAAAAUUGACAAUUCUGCAGAUUUAAACCAACCAUUAGAAACUAAAUUAAAUAUUGCAGAACUUGAACCAUGUGAUAUAUUUGCACUAAGAUAUCGAGGUGAAAUCUUUCAUAUGAUGGAUAGGUAUGAAGAAUCGCUUGCAGAUUUAAAAAAAUUAUUAGAAAUCAAUGCAGAUUAUGCAUGGGCAUUAAAGGCAAUUGAAGAAGUUACUAGGAAGAAGUAA
Messenger RNA from Funneliformis caledonium, 612 nucleotides. The record is from the annotation of a GenBank genome assembly. Lineage: Eukaryota; Fungi; Glomeromycota; Glomeromycetes; Glomerales; Glomeraceae.